Liolophura sinensis is the source of this 2245-nucleotide messenger RNA. RefSeq names its product ATP synthase subunit C lysine N-methyltransferase-like. Gene Ontology annotation, biological process: peptidyl-lysine trimethylation; positive regulation of proton-transporting ATP synthase activity, rotational mechanism; regulation of mitochondrial ATP synthesis coupled proton transport. The record is from RefSeq and is a predicted model, not a curated record. The transcript is spliced from 4 exons. Bases 1 to 627 code for a protein of 208 amino acids. Gene Ontology annotation, cellular component: mitochondrion. Gene Ontology annotation, molecular function: protein-lysine N-methyltransferase activity. NCBI's taxonomy places the organism in Eukaryota, Metazoa, Mollusca, Polyplacophora, Chitonida, Chitonidae.
AUGGCCGGGGUAUCAAAAGGAAGCAAUGAUGACUUUCUUCAACAGACCAUUUCAGAUGAAACGAAGACACCAGCGAAGCUGACACGGAGAGGAGUAGUAAUUCUUGGGAUUUCAGGAGUCGUUUUCGGUGGGAUCUACGCCGCGACAGCACCAUUUCUUACACCGGCAUUGAGGAAGAUCUGCUUGCCGUUCGUUCCGGCCACAACUGCCCAAGUUCGAAACGUAUUAUCAGUUCUUGAGGGCCGAUCAGGAACUCUGAUUGACAUUGGCAGUGGAGACGGAAGAAUUGUGCUGGAGGCUGCUAAGGCUGGGUUCCAAGCAUAUGGCGUAGAACUAAAUCCAUGGUUGGUUUUCUAUUCCAAGUUCAGUGCUUGGAGAUUUGGACUGAGUCAGAAUGCAAAGUUUUUCAGACAAGAUCUUUGGAAGACUAACUUGAAGAAGUACAACAAUAUUGUUAUUUUUGGAGUGGAUAAAAUGAUGCCACCCCUUGAAGAGAAACUUGAGAAGGAGUUGUGUAAGGAUGGGUGUGUUGUGGCCUGUAGAUUUCCCUUCCCUCGGUGGGAGCCUGUGAGGACUAUAGGUUCUGGUAUAGACACUGUGUGGUUAUACAGACAUGACAGCUCAUGACACGUGUGGUGCGAGGAUGGGCGUGUUGUGGCCUGUAGAUUUGCCCCUCCCUCAGUGGGAGUCUGUGAGGACUAUAGAUUCUGGUAUAGACACUGUGUGGUUAUACAGACAUGACAGCUCAUGACACGUGUGGUGCAAGGAUAGGCGUGUUGUGGCCUGUAGAUUUGCCCCUCCCUCAGUGGGAGCCUGUGAGGACUAUAGGUUCUGGUAUAGACACUGUGUGGUUAUACAGACAUGACAACUCAUGACACAUGUGGUGCGAGGAUGGCCGUGUUGUGGCCUGUAGAUUUGCCCCUCCCUCAGUGGGAGGUUGUGAGGACUAUAGGUUCUGGUAAACACUGUGUGGUUACACAGAUAUGAGCUUGUAACAGUGAUGGGAGGUAACUGGCCCCGAUAAAUAAUGUGAUAAACAAAUAUGUUAUUUCAUAUCUGGAAUCUUGACUGUUUAGGGCAGGUGAAACAGCCCAUUAUUGACAUGCAUUCUCAGUAGGUGAUUUUAAAAGGGUGUUUUGUAACAGAUUUGUAGGACUUGUUUCUGGUUUUGUCUGAUCCAAAAUGUCUGUCAGUGGCAUCAAGAAACACUUGUGAUUGAACAACUACUCUGUCGUUGCUCACUGAUUGUCUUCUAAUGUUCAAAGGAGGAAACAUGGGACAUGCUUAUUUCUCUGCAUAUCUGUGCUUUUCUUCAUAUUUUAAUAUUGUUACAAUACUUUCAUGAUUUAAAAUUAGCAAACAUUGACAUGGGAUAUUACUCCCUUCAUCUGUCCAUUUUGGGUGAAUGACACCAUCCAUAUUUUGCUCUGCUGAUUCAGUUAUUUUUGAAACCUUGACAAAAUGCUUUUUUAGUGCUUUAUGGGCUUAUCAAGUCUGAUUUAUGAUGUUAUAAUGUCAGCCCCCCACUCUGUAAUUUUGAUCAACUUUUUGAUCAACUGUUUUAAAGGAAAGAAACCCCUAUUUAAUCUUUUAAAGAGUACCGAACAAAGAGGCGUAUCAUCUGGUCAAUAUUUCCGGAGAAAAUGGUGUAAUAUAACACAGAAGUUUUAGUGAAUAAAGCCAAACAAAUGUCUGUUUCCUAAUCCUGUAAUUGAGUAUCCCGUUGCUCUCGUACAUAAGAGAUGAAUGAGGAAGUUUGACCAUCCAUGAAUAUAACAGACAAACAACAGUAGUUUAUUCCUCACACCCAUUUCCUGCAAACACGAACAAUGCUGACAAAGGACAGUAGUUCACUCUGCACACUCCAGUUCCCUUCACCCAUGAACGCAGCUGACACAGGACAGUAGUUCACUCUGCAUGCUCCAGUUCCUUCCACUCAUGAACACAACUGACACAAGAAAGUAGUUCACUCUGCACGCUCCAGUUCCUUCCACCCAUGAACACAACUGACACAGGACAGUAGUUCACCCGGCAUGCUCCAGUUCCUUCCACCCAUGAACACAACUGACACAGGACAGUAGUUCACUCUGCAUGCUCCAGUUCCUUCCACCCAUGAACACAACUGACACAGGACAGUAGUUCAUUCUGCACGCUCCAGUUUCCGCCCAUGAACACAACUGACAAAGGACAGUAGUUCACUCUGCACGCUCCAGUUCCCUUCACCCAUGAACCCAACUGACAAAGG